AAUGGGGAUGGCUGGUACCGGCUGUAUCUAGAGGGUGCAGAUGCACAGAUUGCUGAGUGGUGUGUGGGCUCCAUGUCAUCUGGUGGCUACACCACACUGCUGCUUGGUGGAUCACAUCCCCUUAUUGAGGAUGGAACCGUUACAAGAGAAAUCUAUGGGACCAAUAAUUACAAUUACUGGGGGGUACUGGGGGUACUGGGGUACUGGGGGUACUGGGGAUAUGGGGUAUAUAGUUACCAGUGCAAUUACUACAGGUCCAACCCAAUCCAAGUGAAAGCCUGUCCAGGACAUUACUAUGUCUACAAACUUGUCACAGAUGUGUCAGUUCCUCUGCCCGUAUACUCUACAGUUGUUUUGAACAGUCUUACAUCUUAUGAGCCCUGUAAUGACUACGUCUCCCUGGAUCAACCCUGGAGAGCCAAUAAUGCAACUGGGUUGGGAAUUUGUGACAGCAACUUCAACUGGAAUGGCUGGUACCGCCUGCUGUACAAUGGGAUGGACAUCCGUAUGACUGAGAGCUGUGUUGAUGUUAACAGAUGUGGUACUUUCUACACUCUUUGGCUCAAUGGUCCUCAUCCUCAGCUAGAGGAUGGAGUGGUCACCCGCCAGGUCUGUGCAAAUGCAGGCUACGACUGCUGCCUCUUCAAGUCCACCCCAAUUCGUGUAAAAGCAUCAGGCAAUUACUAUGUGUACGAGUUUGUCAGGCCAAUCUUCUGCAACAUGGCUUACUGUACAGCAACCAAUCCAGACAGCUCUACUUUUGACCCCUGUUACAACUACAAUGUUCUUGAUGACACGUGGAGAACUAUUUACAGUUACAAUGGAUAUGGCUACUACAGUUUUGGAUUCUCCUAUUACUACAGCAGUCAUGAUGACACCUCUGUUGAAUGGGAUGGCUGGUACCGGCUGUAUCUAGAGGGUGCAGAUGCACAGAUUGCUGAGUGGUGUGUGGGCUCCAUGUCAUCUGGUGGCUACACCACACUGCUGCUUGGUGGAUCACAUCCCCUUAUUGAGGAUGGAACCGUUACAAGAGAAAUCUAUGGGACCAAUAAUUACAAUUACUGGGGGUACUGGGGUACUUGGGGGUACUGGGGAUAUGGGGUAUAUAGUUACCAGUGCAAUUACUACAGGUCCAACCCAAUCCAAGUGAAAGCCUGUCCAGGACAUUACUAUGUCUACAAACUUGUCAAGCCAGAUGUGUCAGUUCCUCUGCCCGUAUACUCUACAGUUGUUUUGAACAGUCUUACAUCUUAUGAGCCCUGUAAUGACUACGUCUCCCUGGAUCAACCCUGGAGAGCCAAUAAUGCAACUGGGUUGGGAAUUUGUGACAGCAACUUCAACUGGAAUGGCUGGUACCGCCUGCUGUACAAUGGGAUGGACAUCCGUAUGACUGAGAGCUGUGUUGAUGUUAACAGAUGUGGUACUUUCUACACUCUGUGGCUCAAUGGUCCUCAUCCUCAGCUAGAGGAUGGAGUGGUCACCCGCCAGGUCUGUGCAAAUGCAGGCUACGACUGCUGCCUCUUCAAGUCCACCCCAAUUCGUGUAAAAGCAUGCCCAGGCAAUUACUAUGUGUACGAGUUUGUCAGGCCAAUCUUCUGCAACAUGGCUUACUGUACAGAUGCAAGCAACAUAACAAUUCCUGCAUCUGCAAACAUGUCCAGUGAAACAGAACCUACCACAUCUAUAUCAACCAAUCCAGACAGCUCUACUUUUGACCCCUGUUACAACUACAAUGUUCUUGAUGACACGUGGAGAACUAUUUACAGUUACAAUGGAUAUGGCUACUACAGUUUUGGAUUCUCCUAUUACUACAGCAGUCAUGAUGACACCUCUGUUGAAUGGGAUGGCUGGUACCGGCUGUAUCUAGAGGGUGCAGAUGCACAGAUUGCUGAGUGGUGUGUGGGCUCCAUGUCAUCUGGUGGCUACACCACACUGCUGCUUGGUGGAUCACAUCCCCUUAUUGAGGAUGGAACCGUUACAAGAGAAAUCUAUGGGACCAAUAAUUACAAUUACUGGGGGUACUGGGGGUACUGGGGGUACUGGGGAUAUGGGGUAUAUAGUUACCAGUGCAAUUACUACAGGUCCAACCCAAUCCAAGUGAAAGCCUGUCCAGGACAUUACUAUGUCUACAAACUUGUCAAGCCAGAUGUGUCAGUUCCUCUGCCCGUAUACUCUACAGGUACAGUGCUUUUUCCCACUUCAUCAUUACAUGAGUUGCCAUGA
Electrophorus electricus (electric eel) is the source of this 2223-nucleotide messenger RNA. The record is from RefSeq and is a predicted model, not a curated record. Lineage: Eukaryota; Metazoa; Chordata; Actinopteri; Gymnotiformes; Gymnotidae.